Rhododendron vialii is the source of this 911-nucleotide messenger RNA. RefSeq names its product chaperone protein dnaJ 11, chloroplastic-like. The transcript has a single exon. The coding region runs from base 225 to 725 and encodes 166 amino acids. NCBI's taxonomy places the organism in Eukaryota, Viridiplantae, Streptophyta, Magnoliopsida, Ericales, Ericaceae. The record is from RefSeq and is a predicted model, not a curated record.
UCUUCUUCUCUCUCUACACUCUCUCUCUCCAAACUGAAACUGCUCUCUCUCUCUCUCUCUCUCUCUCUCACCCCACAAUCAACAGAAUUCAAGAUUCCUCCCUCUGACCUUUAUAUAAAACCAACCAAACCUCUUUCUUCCACCAUCAUCACCAAACAGCACAAACCUUACGCCCCCCUCUAUUCCAAUACUUUUUUCCUAAAACCCUAAUUUCAAUCAAAUCAAUGUUCACAACCCUAAGCCUACCUUCCAUGACCCCUCUACGGCUGUCAUCGGAAAAUACCAUCAUUCACCCCUCCCUCACCAGAACCACCACCCGAUCUGGCCGCCAAACCUCCUCCUCCUCCGGCCGACACACCUGUAAAGCCGUGUGCGCCGAAACGGCGCCGGCGUUGGAACCGAGGAAUCAACGGCAACGAGGAGGGAGCCUGUACGAGGUCCUGCGAGUGAAGAGGAACGCGUCGGUGACGGAGAUCAAGACGGCGUACAGGAGCCUGGCCAAGCUGUACCACCCGGACGCCGUCGUUUCGGAGUCGGCGCCGGACGGCCGCGAUUUCAUCGAGAUUCACAACGCCUACGCCACGCUGUCCGACCCGACGGCCAGGGCGAUGUACGAUCUGUCUCUGGGAUCAGGACGCCGGCCGUUCGGAUAUACAGCCGCGGGGGGCGGGUACCAGUCCGGGUUUUACCCGACCCGGAGAUGGGAAACGGAUCAAUGCUGGUAGCGUAGGGUUUUCGUUUUUUACUUUUCUUCUUUCUUUCUUUUUGGUCUUCUUGGGGAUAUUUACAUAUACAGUUAUGGAGUAAUAGCCGCGUGUGCGCAUAUUUUAACGACACGACAGUGGCCAUUGUAGAGAGAAAAAUUAUGUCUUCGGAAGAAAAUGAGUAAAUAUUAAUCCGCUGUUCCUUUC